UUAAUAAUAAAGAACUUGUUACUGAUGAUAAUGAAGAACUUGUUACUAAUAAUAAUAAAAAACUUGUUACUAAUGAUAAUAAAGAUGAGUUGAUAGAAGAAUUGCAAACAGAUAUUGAUAUACUUAACCUUAAAAUGUAA
Racocetra persica is the source of this 140-nucleotide messenger RNA. The record is from the annotation of a GenBank genome assembly. Lineage: Eukaryota; Fungi; Glomeromycota; Glomeromycetes; Diversisporales; Gigasporaceae.